AUGAGAUGCCUGAAUGAGGGCGUGCGGAGAUUGUCGACAUCGACGGCGCAGCGCACGAAAUGGCAGGACAGCCAUCGACCGGGGUCGAUCACGCCCGAUCUAGGCGACAAGAAGCCGACGCACAUUAUUGUCGGCGCCGGCUCGGCGGGUUGUGUGCUAGCUAACAGGCUCAGCGAAGAUGCUUCAAAUCGUGUGCUUCUCAUCGAGGCCGGACCCCGGGACCACUGGUGGGACUGGCGCAUCCAUAUGCCGGCCGCUCUCAUGCACAACCUCAACCACAACCGCUACAACUGGUACUACCACACCGUCGCCCAAAAGCACCUCAACAACCGGACGUUCUACAACCCGCGCGGGCGUGUGUGGGGCGGCAGCUCGACGCUGAACGCAAUGUGCUACGUGCGUGGCCACGCGCACGACUACGAUCGUUGGGAGAAGGAAGGAGCAGAUGGAUGGGCGUAUAGAAAUUGUCUGCCUUACUUCAAGAAAGCGGAGACGUACGCGGACGCGAAACCUGGCGAUCCGUAUCGUGGCACAGACGGCCCGUUGAAGGUGAAACGCGGUAAUGCGGAUCAUGUGCUGCAUCGGGCUUGGCUGGAAACUGGGAAGCUGCAUCCUGUCGGUUACACAGAUGAUAUGAAUGGCUUCAAGCAAGAGGGGAUCGCCAAGAUGGACAUGACGAUUCAUGAUGGGUACCGGUGGAGCGCGUCCAGAGCCUACUUGUGGCCGAUUCUGGGGCGCCCGAAUUUGCACGUCUCUUCCGGCAUCACUUGUACAAAAGUGUUGACUAAUCAGGGUCGCGCCAUCGGCAUCGAAUUCAUCAGACAACAAAACUUUGCUGGCGCCGAAACGGUCAACGCUCAUUCUCGCGAGAAGCUCUAUUGUGAAGACUCUGUCAUCCUCUCCGGCGGCGCCUUCAACUCGCCACAAAUCCUUCUGCUGAGUGGAAUCGGCCCCGGUGAUCACUUGCAGAGUCUCGGCAUUGAUGUCGUCCAGGAUACGCCUGGCGUUGGGCAGAAUUUACAGGACCAUUUGGAGAUCUACGUGCAGCAAAAGUGCACCAAGCCGGUCACACUGUACAACAAAAGCUCUUGGAAAUUCCCGCAUAACAUGAUCGCCAUCGGAGCCGAGUGGUUUGCAAGGCGGACCGGGCUAGGGGCAUCAAGCCAUCUGGAGACUGGCGGGUUUGCGAGGAGCAGUGAUGACGUCGCGCAUCCGGAUAUUCAAUUCCAUUUCCUUCCCUCUACCGUUCACGAUGAUGGUCGCGGUGUCGGACAAUGUCAUGCUUAUCAGGUUCAUGUCGGUCCGAUGCGAUCGCAAUCAGUUGGAAGUGUGCGAUUGCAAAACAAAGACCCGCGACGGCCUCCUAUCAUCGACCCGAACUACUUCUCCGUUGAUCAGGAUCGCCGUGAAUUCCGCCGCUGCAUCCGGCUCUCGCGUGAACUUUUCGCCCUGCAACCUUUCGACGAGUUCCGCGGCGAAGAGCUGGCCCCAGGCAGUGACUGUGUUUCGGAUGCCCAAAUCGACAAUUUCGUCAAGGCCUACGCGGCCUCUGCCUACCACCCGUCGUGCACCUGUAAGAUGGGCCCUGAGAGCGACAAGAUGAGCGUCGUCGACCCAAAAUCGUUGAAUGUGCAUGGAUUUGAGAACUUGAAGGUAGUUGACGCCUCGAUAAUGCCUUCGGUGGCCAGCGGCAACCUCAACGCGCCAAUCAUCAUGAUGGCCGAGAAAGCAGCCGAUCAGAUCCGCGGCCACGGCAUGCUGCCCCCAAAUGAUGCACCUGUGUGGCACCACACGAAA
This is a messenger RNA of Mesorhabditis spiculigera, 1797 nucleotides long. The record is from the annotation of a GenBank genome assembly. Lineage: Eukaryota; Metazoa; Nematoda; Chromadorea; Rhabditida; Rhabditidae.